AAUGGAUACCAGGUCGCGACUGGCGAAAGCUAGAAAAUUCGACCCUAUGGUCGAAAAUUCUUCUCCAAAGCGUACAAGAUCCUCCACUCCGUUAGGACGAAGUUCCAAAUCUGUAAGAUUUAACAAACACACGUUAGAAACCACAGUAGGAGGAAGUAGGAAGGAAGGAUAUACCAAACUUAAUAAUGCGGAAUGCUCUAUUUUUGAUAACACGGGUAUAACUGGCUCCCCGGAAAUUCGACGAUCGGCUCCUUACGAAAAUCCCUCUGCAUUGUUCCAUAUUGUCCCCUCCCCAAGUCGCAGAUAUACCCUAGACUCGUCAAUGAAACAGUUGGAAACCAUGAAAUCUGAUAGUCAAGAAGAUUGUCGAAUAGUAGUUGCUGUUCGUUGUAGACCUCUCUUGGAACGUGAAAAAGAACACGAUGCAAAAAUCGUUGUUAGUAUGCAAGAUAAUGAAACAACAAUCAGCCAUAAUUCGACAGUACACAAAUUUGUAUAUGAGCAUUCAUUUUGGUCAUGCGAACCGAAUCACUCUAACUUUUCUGACCAGCAAAGAGUCUACGAAGUUCUAGCCAAGCCUUUAAUUGAUGUUGCAUUUAGAGGCUUCAACACUUGCCUUUUAGCUUACGGUCAAACGUCAAGCGGAAAGAGUCAUUCUAUGAUGGGAGAUGAGAAAAGUCAAGGAAUAAUACCAAGAUUUUGCAUAGACUUUUUCAAACGAAUUUCUAAUUUAAGCGACGAUAUCAGAACCAAAGUUGAAUUAAGCUUUUACGAAAUUUAUAAUGAGAAAAUUCAUGAUUUAUAUGACGACGGAUACUCCUGUGGAAGAGUGUCUAAUACAGGAAACACACCAUCUAGAAAGAAUCUGAAAGUGAGGGAACACCAGACCUUCGGACCUUACGUUGAAGGAUUAACUUGUUAUAGUAUUGACUCAGCCGAUGAGGCUUUAAAUUGGAUAAAUGUAGGAUUGAGAAAUAGGGCUACAGCCAGUACAGGGAUGAAUGAUAAAUCAUCAAGAUCACACGCAGUUUUCACUUUGGUAUUAACGCAAUCGAAGGGUGAAACUAUUGAAGGGACUGUGCAAGAACAUAACGUUACUUCGAGAAUAAAUAUGGUAGAUUUAGCUGGAUCAGAGAGAGCCGCGGCAUCCGGUAGUACAGGUGAACGUCUUCAGGAGGGAAAGUCUAUAAAUCUUAGUCUGAUGACAUUGGGAAAAGUCAUCACACAGCUCUCCCAAAACCCUGAUAAUCAGAAAUCGCAGUCUAUAUAUAUACCUUACCGAGAGUCUCAGUUGACAUUUUUGCUAAAAGAUAGUCUUGGAGGUAAUAGUAAGACAGCAAUGUUAGCUACAAUUAGUCCGGCUAGUUCAAAUUACGAAGAAACCAUUUCUACACUACGAUAUGCACAAAAAGCAAGAAAUAUCGUGAAUGUUGUGAGAGUUAACGAAGACCAUCGAGUGUCUAUUAUUCGUAAACUCAUUCACGAGAAUAACAUGUUAAAGAAGGCAAUGGACCCUGAGACGAGAAGAAAGCUUACUGAGAAAACCAACAAUGAAAUACAAGCAAAUGUCUUACAGAAAGAAAUCGAUGAUAUGAAGGCUAAGUACGAAAGGAAAAUUAGUGAUUUAACCGCGUAUUAUGAAAAUCGAUUGGAAGAAAAACAAAAAAAGAACUCGAAAGUCGAUUCGUAUGAAAAAUUGAUAGAAAGUCUAAAAGAGGAAUAUGAAACGAGGUUUAAACGUUUGGAAGAAGAAAGUAAAUUGCAUAAAAGAAAGUUUGAAGACGAAAAGCAUAACUUAAAAAAUCAACAAAAUGACUUUGAGAGGAAGAUUAAAGAGUAUGAACUCAAAUUAGAAGUUUCGGAGGAAGAUAAGAAAGUUUACCAAAAGAGAUUUGAUGUUGAGUUGGAUGAUCAUGAAAAGAGGAUAAAAAGAUAUCAAAUGAACGAGAGCGAAUUGGAAGGUAAAUUGAAGGAACUCAAUGAAAAAUUAAGUAAGAUUGAAGAGGAGAAACGUCUAUAUGAAGAUCAAGUGCGGGAGGAGAGAAGACGAUAUCAGCGGAAAUUGGAGGAAGAAAGAGAUUUACAAAGACUUAAGAGAGGAGAAGAAGAGAUUCGAGAAAUUUAUGAAAGAAAAGUUCAAAAGUUAGAGGAAGAUAGACGUGUCUGCGAUGAAAAACUUGAAGAUCAGAGAAAACGUUAUCAAAGAAAGUUGGAAGAGGAAGAGAAAGAGAUAGAAAGAUUGAAAAAAAGAGAAUUGGAGACAGAAGAGAGUAGGAGAAAACUUUUUGAAGAGAAGCUAAAACAAGAGAAGGAAAUAUAUCAGACGAGAGUAAAGGAAUAUGAAGAAAAAAUUGUUUUAUUAAAAAACGAGAUAAAAAAUCAAGAGAGUAGUCGAGAAAGGAUAAAACAAGAGAGUGAAGAAGGAAAGGAACAGCUAAACCGUAAAAUAAAUAGUCUUGAAAGGGAGUUAAAAAAAGUAACCACUAAAUUUCUCGAAGUAAUAGAACUACUGAAAGCCGAACGUAAGUGUAUCUUCGACAAAGCCGAAGAAUGUAGGAGGGCAAGAGAACAAAAGCAAGGAGUAAGGUAA
This is a messenger RNA of Dimorphilus gyrociliatus, 2590 nucleotides long. NCBI's taxonomy places the organism in Eukaryota, Metazoa, Annelida, Polychaeta, Dinophilidae. The record is from the annotation of a GenBank genome assembly.